Molecule: messenger RNA, 204 nt
Organism: Ambispora gerdemannii
Lineage: Eukaryota; Fungi; Glomeromycota; Glomeromycetes; Archaeosporales; Ambisporaceae
Source: the annotation of a GenBank genome assembly
AUGAUCGUAUUCAUGGAAAAAGAAACAAGCGUAAACGUUACAGGAAUAAUUAAACGUGGACAACGACGCAUUGGUUCCAAGACCGCCCAAGCUAUGUGUACAUGUUCACAUUUUCGCUUUGGCCAGCAUCUGAUUCAUAAGGCACGCGAGCAUCCAUGGUGUCGGAUAGUUGUUUGCACAGAGGAAUACUUGUUGAUUCUGUAG